UCAUUGUUCCUCCCCUGCUGGGCUGCUUGGCACAAAGCUAAACCUACAACAGCAUACCGACACAAGAGAUCACACCGGACUUACCUGCCCAUCUGACCACAACCUGCUGGGGGCGGAGGACUGAGAGGACUCCAGACUUUCCCUGCAGAUGUAACGGUCUUUUUUGACAGCUAAUAUCAGCACCGUUAGCGGGCUAAGCUAGCAGGAAGAGCUAACGAUAGUUGGCUAAAACUCCUGCUCCGCUGAGGACGUCCCACUGAAGACUGUUGGACUCCACAGAUCCAGCUAUGUGAGCUGCUCUGAUGUGUGGAUUUCUAAAUCCAUACAGUGCCUGGUUAAGACAGCUUUUAAGCUGGUCUGGAGGAGAAGACCAUUGUUCUGACUUGAACAUCCAACAGGCCUGCAGCUGAUUUGGCUGAACAGGUGUAUGUUGGUCUGGAUUGUAGCCUAACUCCUCCGAGCAGCCUCCUCCCCUCCGUUCCCUCUGCUCUCACCGUAGGACUACUAUGCCUCUGGGCUUGGGAAGAAGGAAGAAGGCGUCCCCGCUAGUCGAGAACGAAGAAGCAGAGCCCAUCCGUGCAGGCCUCAAUGUGGCAGGUAUGGAAGGUCUAGAUGGAGGCGUUGUUGGGCUGGGAGAAGGUGCCACCUCUGAAGGCCUGCCUCCUCCACCCAACAGCAUGCGACCUCGCCUCAUUUUCCACACCCAGCUUGCUCAUGGCAGCCCCACGGGCCGCAUCGAGGGCUUCAGUAAUGUGCGGGAGCUCUAUGCCAAGAUUGGCGAAGCCUUUGGGAUACCACCAUCUGAGGUUAUGUUUUGCACGCUGAACACUCACAAGGUGGACAUGGAUAAACUGCUGGGAGGUCAAAUUGGGCUAGAGGACUUUAUUUUUGCCCACAUUAAAGGUCAGCGCAAGGAAAUAGAGGUGUACAAAGGAGAGGAUGCACUAGGGUUGACGAUCACUGAUAAUGGAGCCGGCUACGCUUUCAUCAAGAGGAUCCGAGAGGGGAGCAUUAUCCACCAGAUUCAGGUCAUCAAUGUGGGUGAUAUGAUCGAAUCUAUCAACGGCCAUCGCCUUAUUGGCUGUCGACACUAUGAAGUGGCCAAGAUGCUGAAGGAGCUCCCAAAGGGAAAGGAUUUCACCAUCAAGCUAACGGAGCCUCUCAAAGCCUUUGAUAUGAUCAGCCAGAGGUCUGGAGGGUCGAGGUCGGCGUCAGGGGUUCAGCUGGGGACUGGCAGAGGAACCCUUCGGCUGCGCUCUAAAGGUCCUGCUACUGUGGAAGAACUGCCAUCUGCAUUUGAGGAAAAGGCCAUAGAGAAGGUGGAUGACCUGCUUGAGAGCUACAUGGGAAUCAGAGACAGUGAGCUGGCGGCUACCAUGGUGGAGCUGGGAAAAGACAAAAAGAACCCAGAUGAAUUUGCUGAGGCUUUAGACGAAACCUUGGGAGACUUUGCCUUCCCUGAUGAGUUUGUUUUCGACGUCUGGGGUGCCAUCGGCGAUGCUAAAGUUGGCCGGGUGUAAAGACAGAAACUAAUGGAGCGGAGCGACCUGCGUGUCCGUUACACCCAUGACAUUCAGCACUACUAGAAAACACAACACUACCGUCAUGAGUUUGUUUUUAUUCCAGUGUAUACUCCUUCUAUUUUUGUGAGUUCGUACCCCAUUGGGAGACUCUGUCUAGACAAAAAGGAUAAUCCAGUAAAUUGGAGAGGAAGGUGACUGCGAUGACUUCCGAAGUGCUUUUAUUUGUCUUCCAGCUUUUUCCAGAAACUACGAGCACGCUGAUGAGCAUUUCUGUUGACCGCAUCACAUGAACCUGCAUGUCUUUGUUGUAGUUACCAGCAGUGGAACAUGUACAGCACAGGUUUCUAAAAUGGGAGAAAUUAAAGACAAUGGCUAACACAAAGUAGAUCUUUGACAUUUAGCGAAACUAAUUUUUUCCACAUUGCACUGUGUUGCACUGCGCUGUCAACCAACAACAGAAGUGAACGUAGAUUGCACUGUACCUCACCUGGUGAGUUAUUGCACAGUACAAGGCGUCGGCCUCCCCGAAGUACAGUGUUGUCCUGAACCACUUGAUGUUACUGUCAUGGAUCAGUUUUACAAGCAUGUGCUGUUCUAUUUUUAUCUUCGAAAUGAAUUCUGCUGAUUUUAUGUUUUUUUUUUGUUUGUUUCUUUUGGGUUUUUUUUAGAUAAAAGUAUAAAAAAAUGUGAUGGCAGAGGGGUCCUAGUAAAUUGUAGCUCCUGACUAAAAAGAUGAGUGGUGUUUGUUCACCAUUAACACACUCCAUGCUGUAAUGAACAUAACUGUGCAAACAGCUGCACAUUCCUGUCUUUCAUGCAUUCGACAGUGUUGAAGAAAAUCAGUGUUAAUUUUCUUUUAUUGAAGGUGGUUAUGUGAGGACGAGAAGCAGAUUGCUUUCCAGGUUUGUGGAUUGUGUCGACUUGUUAUUUUUUUUUUUAUAGCUAGUGUUUUUUAUAUGAAGUGAUGUGAUGUCUAUUUUAAAAUGAGGGUUGCGUAACAGAUGAAGAAUUUGAUUUUGUGUUGCAAUUACUUUAUCACAGAGAGCAGUAUUAAAGAAGUGAAAGUGAAGAGACGGGAGUAGCUGUGUUUAAAAAAAAAAGAAAAAAGGAUGGAUGUCUUUAGAACAAAAUGCCUUCAUUUCUUCUUAUUUUAUAUAUUUUGUUAGAAGUCUGCAUUCUGGUGUGUUUUGUAGAAAAACAAAUAUGCUGUCAUUGGAGCAGAGUGAGACCAAAUGACUUCCAUCGUGCUGCAGUCUCUUGCAUUGUUCAUGGAAAGCAAAAAAAAAAAAAAAAAAAUACAAGCACCAACUACUCAGUUUAGGUAAACACACGUCUUAAAAACUGUGGGUGUUAACCUUUUCAGUGUAUCCAAAUGUAUGAAGCUAUUUUGUAGUUUUGUUUCAGAGAUAAUGAAUAUCUAAAUGUAAUGAAACUGAUGCUAGAACACUGUAACAUUAAGAAGAAAACAUUAUUUUGAUGGCUUUGUAUUACACUGAUGUCGAUGUCCAAAUAUAAUGCAAUAAUAACAUCCA
Molecule: messenger RNA, 3055 nt
Organism: Amphiprion ocellaris (clown anemonefish)
Lineage: Eukaryota; Metazoa; Chordata; Actinopteri; Pomacentridae
Gene: gipc1
Product: GIPC PDZ domain containing family, member 1
Exons: 7
Coding region: 507-1520 (337 amino acids)
Molecular function (GO): protein binding
Source: RefSeq, a predicted model, not a curated record